Molecule: messenger RNA, 1046 nt
Organism: Aureobasidium vineae
Lineage: Eukaryota; Fungi; Ascomycota; Dothideomycetes; Dothideales; Saccotheciaceae
Source: the annotation of a GenBank genome assembly
AGCCAAGCAAGGGAAGCGGGGCAGCCCUCGUUGCUGAAGACGAGCUUCUGUUCAGCGAGCUGCUCUGCAGCUCUCGGUCACUGCCUUGUUUGAUGGAGCAUGGAGCACGCAGACAAUCUCCCACCGGGCCGUUCGCACGCCGGACAGAUUGCAGAACGUCGCAUGACGGGCGACAGACGACAGCUGCUGCAUCAGAGCCGGGUCUGAAAGCCACGGAUUUCGAGCCGCUAGGAGCUCGAUUGUUUCAAGCGAAAAAGGGCGCACUCUUUGAUGACGGACACGGCAUGCGUAAGCGCAAGGAUAGCCCGCCAGUCGUGAUGGUAAAUCAAGCCGUCGUACAGCACACGGGACAAGGUUCCGAAGGCAACAGGGCAAGCAGAAGACAACGAGAGCACAGAAAAGGAGUGGCAGGAAAAGCAGAAGCCGUUGCACCAUCUGUCGAGCCUCAGGACAUGAAUUUGUUGGCGCGCUUGUGUGCAGUAGUCGGCUGUCAAGAACCUUCGGCUCGCGGGUACCCGCUCGUAGUCUGGGAGGACCCUUGCCUUUUGAUCGCCAUCGGGAGGGAGCGCAUGCCUGCGGGUCUUCUAACGGCUAUCCAUCAUUUCGUGAGACUAUCCGGCGGGCUGGUUGCUUUGCCCUUUAUAAGACCCAGCGCGAGCCAUCGCCAGUCGAAAGAUGUUCAUCCAUCGUGUGUACACCCUCUUCAACAUCUUUUGUCCUUGUCAACUGCGGCAGAAAGUGGUAUUUUAGCUAGGUCGUCAUACUCCUCUCCAGAGUUCGGCCGGCCUCCGCGAUUGUCGCAGACUGUAACAAAACAUCCUUGCCCACACCACCUUCGUCUCCCGCGGAACACUUCGUCUCCAGCCAACCGACAACAAACAUGUGCACGAAAAUUGUUCACGUCUUCAAAUGCGGUCAUCAGCAAGUCGACCUGGCCCCUUGCGCCGCGUCAAGGGUCGCAAAGUGCCCCAAUUCGCAAGACAAAAAGAUCAACCACGACCAACGCUGCUCAGAUUGCCGAAGAUGACAAGGUGAGGAGGCUCUUC